Messenger RNA from Adineta ricciae, 552 nucleotides. Lineage: Eukaryota; Metazoa; Rotifera; Eurotatoria; Adinetida; Adinetidae. The record is from the annotation of a GenBank genome assembly.
AUGAUGCAGUUACAACAUAUUGGAUAUCCUCAAAUACCUCCAGUUGAUCAAUUUGUUCCAAUAGGAGCAGAACCGAUCAAAGAAGCUCCUCCACGUCGUCGAUGGGCCACUUUUCUUGCCAUUGGUCUUCUCGCCCUAGGUUUAUUUCUACUCGCUGCUACCAUUGUUCUAGCAUUGAUUCCUAUCUAUACAUCUAAACAAACUCAACCAGCAACAAUACGCACAUUAACGAGUCCAUUUACUCUACCAAUAAGCAGCAAUACUAUACUCACUGCCAGUACUUUCAAUACAGCUCAACUCGCUUACUUACAAUCCAUUUUCCAACAACGGCUGGAUAGCAAUCGAAAGACUAGUGGUAGUACAAUAACUGUUAACAGUGCAUCGGCGCUGGUUAAAAGCAAACGCCGUAAACGACAAACAGCUGGAUCGAUUACUGGUACUUAUACAAUAACUUACCCUAGCACAAUUCUGGUAACGUCAUUCAAUACUUUAAAUUCUUUUACUCUUAGUAAUGAUCAGUUAACACAACUUCAAAACUUGCAAAGUGGCUGA